Messenger RNA from Ciona intestinalis (vase tunicate), 1494 nucleotides. Lineage: Eukaryota; Metazoa; Chordata; Ascidiacea; Phlebobranchia; Cionidae. The record is from RefSeq and is a predicted model, not a curated record.
AUAAGUGUUGUUCCGUUUGGACGUUUCAAUAUUAGGACGUAGAAGAAAGUUGCGGGUGCUAUUUUGUCGUACCUGGGAAGAUAGAUCGUACUUUGUAUAGUCCGGUUGCGUUAUUUCAGUUUUUUUACGUACCGGUCGCAGUUCUUUAGCUCGUUUUCGAUUGUAUUACUAAGAAGUUAUAUGGGCCCGCUAAGUAAUUCGCUUGCGCCAAUGAGCUACUCAGGUGUAGAUUUUAUACUGGAGAAUAGUCCCAGUAAAAGUUACGCUUUACUCGAAAGCGAUUCAGACGUUGAUGUAAAUCAUUUACAUGAAACUGUGUCAAACGUCUUCAAGCGAAAUGGGCACCAUCAGCAUCUUGAUUCCUCCACAAAAAGAUGUCAAAAUUCUGUACGAAAAGCCAAAGCAUUGUCUGCACUCUCCAGCCUUGACGUUUCAAAGACAAAGUUAAAGAACACUAAAAAAUGUCUAGACCUUUACUUUGGACGGUCUAAGCAUAAUAACUGUCAUGAAAAUACUGAAACUAAAGUGGUUAGGGGUACUUUAAAUGGUAGUUAUGAUACUGAAAGUUCUGAAAUCACCAUACCCACAUUUCAACAAACUCCACCAAAGUUGGUCCAUGGAAAUGAAAGCCCAACGAACGGUGUUUCAAGCCUUUUAACUUUAUUUCAGUCACCAACCUCAACCACUUGCCCUCAGAAACGAAAUCAUGUCAACACAGAAGAAUGUAAUGAACAACCAAGAAAAAGGACGAAAUUGUCUGAUUCAAACACAAAAACAGAUGAGCGGAGGCAGUGUAACAACUGUCAAAAUUCAUUGAAAAGCGUAAUAUCUGAAGUCCAGGCCAGCAAAGUACCAAGUCUAUUAAAUUUAUUUCAAUCUCCAUCAUCAUCAAACCAACCGGAAAGAAAUAAAGCCGUAACAAAGGAUAGUGAAAAAAAGGCAAGAAAAAAAGAAAACUUAUCCGGUUCAACUCCGAAAUCCAACAUCCAUCGUAAAAACAAAAACAGAACUACCUCGAGCAAAAAAACUAUUGAAACCACGCGGGAUUUUGAUGUUUCUGUAAGAUCCUGUCCAGACAAAGAUUUGAAUCUAUUGAAUCCUCCAACCAAAAAAGGAAAGGUUAGGAAUGAUAUUUCCAAAGAUGAUAAAGACUGUCUUAAGUACCUGCGUGACAUAGUCAAAGAAGAUAAACAUCGACCUUGUAAAAGGGAAUUCCAAACAGGACUGCGGACCAAACGCAGUGGGAUUAUCUUAGAUUUGCUCCAGUUACCAAGACAAAGCGACUCUCCUAAUAACUACAUUUCAAAACAAAUGGUACAUAGCAGAAAAAGUGGCUUUCGACUGAUUGCUCCUACCAAGCCCGUACCAGCUAGUUUUUUCUCCAGUUUUCCCCAAUGUGGGGAUGAUGUUUAUGAUCAGCUAUUUCAUGUUUUAAAUAGUUGAUUGUAUUUUAUGUUUUUGUUAUUUAAAUAAAAUUUAACAUGUUUAAAUGAA